Amborella trichopoda is the source of this 2075-nucleotide messenger RNA. The record is from RefSeq and is a predicted model, not a curated record. NCBI's taxonomy places the organism in Eukaryota, Viridiplantae, Streptophyta, Magnoliopsida, Amborellales, Amborellaceae.
CCGACCUAUUGCAAGCCCUAUAUCUCUCCAAUUCUCCAUACAAAAUUUGAAACUCUCCAUUUCCACCUCUGGGUGCAACCUAAACGUGAUCGGGUCGGGUCGAGGUUCGCAUCAACCCAUUCCAAGCCCUUUAUGUCUCCAAUUCUCGACCCAAAAUUUCAAACACCCUCUGUUUCCACCGCCGUAGGACCCCCUCUUUCUAUUUCUCUCUCUCCAUCGCCACCACCGCAGCUGUCACUCUCUCUCUAAAAAACGUGCACAAAACCUAGGGGGGAAAAGGUCACCGCCGCACAUGUACGUACAUGGUCCCUCAAUUCAAAGCACGACAACGUCUCAUACCGUCAACGCGGAAACUCAAAUCCGGAUAAUGCAAGCCAGCAUGCGAUCAGCUGUUAAUCCAAUUUUAACCCCUUUUUGUCACUUCAAUUGCAACACCCACGAAGCAUCCCCAAUCCUUUUAUCCGCAGUGCCACACUUCCCUUCCCUUCCCCCCAUAAACUACAUAUACCUGACUUCACCCCUACUCUGAAUGUCGCCGGAAAAAUACUACAUUUUGUAGCUGUACUUCCACCAGAAAAUAUUUUCGAACCAAUUCUUCGAGCCUUGACGAAGGCCUUUUUCGAACUAAUUCUUCGAACCUUGGUGAAAGCCUUAGCUCGGUGCUUCGAGCCUUGGUGAAUGCCUUUGCUCAGCGCUUCGAGCCUUGUUGAAAGCCUUAGCCGCUUCACGAAAACCUUAGCUAGGCCAUGUUUCAUAACUGGAUGAGUAAGUAAACUAGUGGAAGCAUAGGUGAUGAUAAUCUUGAAGCUCUAGAGCCACUCACCUUAGUUUAGCCCGGUGUCUUUCUAGCCGGAAUUAACUCCAACUUGGCCUGAAAAUACUUGUGCUUACUUAGAAGUUAGAGUCCUUGAGUUUGUGGGUGUAAAAUGUUUUGGGGCUUGAUUUUCCGACUUGUACUUAUUUAAAAAACUCUGGUUCUAGACUUUUAGAGUGAGUUUAAAGCCUUAGUGACUGCCACUCUACUUGGGUCCUGUUCAAGUCUAAGAAUUUUUCACAGUGCGUCCUCUUCUUGACGAAAUUUCGUUUUCCAGCCAUUUCUCGUCGGACAUUGCAGUCUGGGAUCAUUUUCAUUCUCUUUAGAGUUGCUGUUCUGCUUACUUCGUAGCUUUGAAACUUUGUUAUUCUGUUUUCCUGUUGUAUUUUUGUAAUUCCUCUAGAAUAUAAGAGCUUGGUUUUUGAGCUCCCUUCUCAUCACAAAAUCUUGUUUUUGGGUCCUCAUCUCACUUCAAAAGCUCAACUUCUGCCUCAUUUUCUCAUUCUAGAAGUUCUCCAUUUCCUGCUUUUUUGGUCUUCUUUUCGUGGGAAAGUCCUCUGCUACAUAUGUUUCACCAAUUCCCAGCCAUGGAUUUCUUCAACACUGAAUGCAGUCAAAAUCUCACUGAGAACCGCAUUGAAAAAGCCGGAGCCGAAACAAGCUGCACCGAUAAAAAGCAAAGUCUCACCCGAGAUUACAGAGAAGAACGCAGAGCUUACAGGGGAGUUCGUCGAAGAAAGUGGGGGAAAUGGGUAUCGGAGAUCAGAGAACCAGGAAAGAAGUCGAGGAUAUGGCUUGGAAGUUUCGAAACACCGGAAAUGGCAGCCUCUGCCUAUGAUGCAGCUGCUCUUUCCCUCAAAGGAAGAUCGGCUCGCCUCAAUUUCCCUGAAUUUGCCGAUAAGCUCCCAAAGCCAUUAACGAAAGAUCCGAAAGACAUAAGGUCGGUGGCUUUAGAGGCAGCUAGGAGCAAGAGUAGAGAGAAAGAGCUUUCGGGCGAAAACCAGAGCUUCCCAGCGAGCUUUCCGGUCAUCCAGGCACCAAUUAAUCAGUAUUCCGGCGAGUUUCCGGUGGGUUCUCCGGGAAUGUGGUCGGACUUAGCAGAGGCUUUGUUGCUUUCGCCUCCAGUUUUUGUAGGAGAGGAGAGCGAUGAGGAAGAGAAAGAUGAAGGGUGGCUUUGGAGCAAUAGUAUCUGAUUCGAAAAUCUGAGGAAAAUGACACUGGUUUUUCAAUAUAUUACUAGCCUUAGCACUUUUAGUUUUAA